This is a messenger RNA of Misgurnus anguillicaudatus (oriental weatherfish), 2540 nucleotides long. Its product is annotated as beta-1,3-galactosyl-O-glycosyl-glycoprotein beta-1,6-N-acetylglucosaminyltransferase 4-like. Gene Ontology annotation, molecular function: acetylglucosaminyltransferase activity. The record is from RefSeq and is a predicted model, not a curated record. NCBI's taxonomy places the organism in Eukaryota, Metazoa, Chordata, Actinopteri, Cypriniformes, Cobitidae. Gene Ontology annotation, cellular component: membrane.
ACCUCUGCUUACUGUACAGACAGUCAGUUUCUUUGAGAUUGCAUCAGUGUAACAGCAGAUUUAGUAUGGGAAGACUGUGGAAUCGGAACAUCAAAAAGGUCAUACCUGUUUAUAUGACAUUGAUACUUCUAAUGUGUGCUUUAACAGUCAUAUUUUCAAGAGUGAAUGAAGACGAUUGUUGUCUUAAUACCUUCGGGGCAACAGGAGUGUUUGACAGACAACGAUUGACAGUAAAAUAUGGCAUUAAUUGUUCUGCAAUAUAUGACAUGGAACCAGUGGAAGUGGCAAAAUCUGUAUUCAUCCGUAAAAACCAAAGCUAUGUGGGGCCAACUGAUAUGAAUAUUGUGAAUGCCUCCUCUGAUUGUGAUCGGUUUAUUACAUCAAAGGGUUAUGGUGCGGUACAAAGCUCUGAGUCUGAGCGUGUAUUUCCUCUUGCUUACUCUCUGGUCGUUCAUAAGAAUGCAGAUCUUGUGGAGAGGUUGCUAAGGGCCAUUUAUAUGCCACAUAAUGUUUAUUGCAUACAUUAUGACCUGAAGUCUUCAGAUGACUUUAUUUCAGCGAUGCAAGGUCUGGCCCGCUGCAUCCCUAACGUCUUCAUUGCCUCAAAACUGGAGAGUGUGCAGUAUGCAGGCAUCUCACGCCUCAAAGCAGAUCUUAAUUGUCUGUCUGAUCUCCUGGAGUCUGAGGUGAAGUGGAAGUAUGUCAUCAAUCUGUGUGGACAGGACUUUCCACUGCGGACCAACGCUGAACUAGUGUCAGAUCUAAAGAUGCUUAAAGGCAAGAACAUGGUAGAGACCAAGCGACCAGGAGGAAAGAAAGUGCGUUGGAGUUUCCACUAUGCUCUGAAAAAUAAGGAAUCUGAAUACUAUUCAGUUCCUAUGAAAACGUCUGAGGAGAAAUCUCCACCACCUCAUAACAUCGAAAUGUUUGUGGGCAGUGCAUACUUUACACUCUCACGGGAAUUUGCACUUUUUGUUCAGCAGAGUUCUCUAGCCAGAGAUUUCUUGGCUUGGUCUGAGGACACAUUCUCACCUGAUGAACAUUUUUGGGGAACUCUUGUUCGGGUGCCUGGAGUGCCAGGAGAGGUGCCAAGAUCAGACCCUGAAAUCUCAGAACUGAAAAGUAAAACCCGUCUGGUGAAGUGGGAAUAUUACGAAGGGAAUUUUUACCCACCAUGCACUGGUAAACAUGUACGGUCUGUGUGUAUUUAUGGUGCUGCUGAGCUCAGAUGGCUUCUUGACUAUGGUCACUGGUUUGCUAACAAAGUGGACCCAAAGGUGGAUCCUAUUCUUAUUGAAUGUUUAGAAGAGAAGCUUUUAAAAAAACAACUGAUGUUUGUAUGAUGAUAGCUGUAUUCUUUUGUUGUUAAAAAGAACUGCUACUUUUAAAAGCGUUAUGUUACAUCCCUUUUCCCUAGACUAAGCUUGGGUCGCAACAUACAUGCUUUCAUUUUUUGCACUACAGAAACUGGGAUCAAUUUACUUGGGGAACUAAAAUAGCUUUUAUACAUCGGAGUAGGGCAGGGUUCCCCAAAUCUUACCCUGGAGGGCCGGAGCACUGCAGAGUUUAGCUCCAACCCUGAUCAAAAACACCUGAGCAAGCUAAUCAAGGUCUUCAUGAUCAGACAAUCACAGGUGGGUAAGUUUGAUUAGGGAUUGAGCUAAACUCUGUAGUGCUCCGGCCCUCCAGGGUAAGAUUUGGGGAACCCUGGAGAAGGGUAUCACCAGUCCAGCACACAAACUAUCGGUGAUGUAAGUGUAUGUUUACUGGCAUACAAAACCAGCAGCAACAUUUUUAAGAAAUUUAAGCAUAAAUAAACAUGUACUUUUUAUCCUUAAUAAUAUGUAGCAGUGCAAGUUGUCAUAAGAGUCUUUCUUUUUGCUUUUUAAAAUCCCCCUGUGGUUGAUAAUUUUAUACCUUAAAACUCAUGUUUGAACAUCAUAAUAGCAUUUGUAAAAGUUUUUCCUGUAACAGUCCUUUCUUUAUGCUUUUAUACAGCUUAAAUGUAAUUUUACACCCGUGCCUCAUUUAGUAUUAAAGGAUCAAUGUCAAUCAUCCCUUCCACUACUCAAUCACACAGCUCGCACCAUAGAUAUGAAUAUGUGAAUUAGUCCCCUUCUCCACUCUUUGUUGUUCUUUUAUUUAAAGAAAAUUUUAUAUAUGGGUUAUUCAGUGUUUCUGGCACAAAUUACUAAACUUCCACAUUUAAAAAGAGCUCUGGUUGUUAUGUUUAUAAAGUAUUGAAAAAAACUCAUAUACGCUAUUUACCUGUUAUAUAUUUAUUAUUUAAAGUUUUUAAUGAUAAUAUUUUGAAUUUAAAUGAAACAUUAAGUUUUUGACGUGCUGUACAGUCCAUUUUAAAGAACUGGGCUGCGUUCCCCGAAACCUUCUUAGCUCUACGUCGUUCUUAAGUUGUACCUUAAGCUGUACCUUAUCGUUAAUACGUGUUUCCCGAAACGUUCUUAGUUACGUAUCACUUCUGUAAGUCGUUCGUUCGGAAGGUUGGUCUGGAGCACUCUUAGCUAUACCUUAUCCCACUU